GCGAUCAGGCGGACCAUAUAUGUUGUCCUCCUAUCUUGCGGACUUCUGUAAUGAAAGUGAGUUUGCAUUGAGAAUAAUGUCAUUUUAGCUUUCUUGUGACGGUAGUGUGUUACGAGGUGUUCAUGUCAUUCACAGCAGGGCGUACCAGUUGGGAAUUAGCCACGCGUGAAGGAAGUGUGAACAAUGAAAGGGCGCUGUUGCACUGCCGAAUUUGAACUAGCACAGCAGACGUCAGGUUGAAUCCCAAAGGCUGGUCCAAUCGUCCUAUAUGCGGUAGUGCUCUUCAACGCCUGCAGUAAUCGUCACUCGUGAUAUUAGUAGGAGAGUUCGUCGACUCAUCUGGAUAGCUGCGGCGAUGCAAGUUGGAUGCAUGUCCCAAGGCGCUUAUGAUAACAGGCUGCCUCAUGUCUGGGGCGUGUAACGAGGAAGGUCAAUAUUGCAACGGAAUCAGCAUAAAAACAGUUCACGCACCUCUGCAGCCUAGUAUAAGAACCCACAAUUUCUCCAGCAAGUCCACACCGUCCUCGACACCAUCAACCUCCAGUAACAUGGCGCAGCUCAUUCCAAGUACCACGCCCGUUCGAGCGUUUGAAAAUCAUGGUGGAUCCGUAUCCGGAGUGGCAGUUUUCCCUGAUGGACGACGAAUGGUUACAGGCUCGUAUGACACCACGCUUCGUUUGUGUGACCUGAACACAGGCGUAGUGUUGAAGAAGAUGAUGGGGCAUCGCGGUGAAGUGUGGGGAUUGGCGGUAUCACGUGAUGGACAAUUGAUAGCAAGCGGUGAUAACAAGGGGGAGCUCACCACCUGGCAUGGAGAAACUGGGGAAUUCCUCACCCAAGCCAUCCAAGCCCACUCCAAUGCGAUCCACUGGGUGGACUUUUCACCCGAUGGCGCAGUGCUAGCCACCGGUUCAUACGACUGCACGACGAAGCUGUGGUGCACGAAAACCUGGCAAUUGCAAGGAAACCCAAUCACUUGUGGAGGAUACGUCUUCUGCGUUCAGUAUUCACCGUCUGGCAAACUUCUUGCCAUCGCGACAGUCAACAAUAUCCAAAUUUAUCAUCCAGGCACCAGGGAAUGUGUCGCAAAUUUUAAGGCUCACACAUCAUCAACCUUCUCACUCGCCUGGACGCCCGAUGGCACACGCCUUCUCUCAGGGGGAUGUCAGGACGAUUCGACCAUACGGGAAUGGGAUACAUCGACUUGGAAGCAGGUCGGUGAUCUAUGGAAAGGACAUACUAGCCUUGUGUAUGCCAUUGCAAUUCAUCCUGCUGGCGCACUUGUCGCUUCCGCAUCAUUUGACAACUAUGUCCGUCUCUGGUGUCGCUCAGAUCGACAAACCAUCGCCAUAUUCAAGCACUCUAGUGACGUGCACUGUAUCACAUUCUCCAUAGAUGGCAGGCACAUUCUCAGUGGAGGUGUGGAUAAGAAGAUAUCAGAGUGGCUGGUACCCGAGGAUGCUCUGCCGCAGGAUUGUCCAAAGGAAGAAACGACAUACCAGGCUCAGGACACUGAUUUUAAGAUACUCGUUAUAAGCGCGACAGCCCGUGAUGCAUGCAUAACUGGGGACCUGCCUACUGCUGAAGAGCUGCUGACAAAAGAGAUCGACGCUGAUGACAAGAACUACAACUCCUAUGCCAAUCGAUCAUUCAUUAUGGCACGAAAACUCGAUUGGGAUCACGCGCUUUGCGACGCAAUAAAGUCCGUCAGCAUUCAGCCAUCCUUGAUAGGCUAUAUCGCCAAGGUCAUUGCCCUCUGCGGGAAACAGCAGGUUCAGGACGCGGUGAAAGCGUUUGACGUCGCGUUCGCGUUCACGCACGCAGACCCAAAGACGACUCAUUUCCUGUUCUUGAUAAAGGCCAUCGCGUUGUUCAAUGCACAUAACCAGGAAGAGGCAGUGCUGCCUGUCCAAGAGCUGGCCGCCCAUCCCAAUGCCGAUCCUCUCGCUACUCGUGUCGUGGAAGCCUAUUUGCGAGUACAGCUGGGAACCAGUGCUAUGGAUGCCGCCCUUCACGAUGAAGCUGCUGACCACUUCACUACCGCUGUGAACGCUGGCGCUUCCUUUGCUCAAUCGGACAUUCAUUCUAUGUAUGAGGACUUUGUCGUGCUAUUUGGUUGGAACCUCAAGUCCUUGUGGCAAACCGCAAACCAGAAACGGUGCCAGGCACUGCUUCGGGCAGGUCAAUUCGGAGAAGCCUUCGAAGCGUACCGAUACAUGAUGGAGAUGAGUGAUGAACCAACGAAGGCCAUCUUUCUUGCUUGGAUCCCUGCUCUAAAUGAAGCGCGCUCUAUAUGCUAGCUCAUGACCCGAAACCAGACCGAUAUUCUGCAAU
Molecule: messenger RNA, 2334 nt
Organism: Suillus paluster
Lineage: Eukaryota; Fungi; Basidiomycota; Agaricomycetes; Boletales; Suillaceae
Product: WD40-repeat-containing domain protein
Exons: 9
Coding region: 387-2300 (637 amino acids)
Molecular function (GO): protein binding
Source: RefSeq, a predicted model, not a curated record